Tupaia belangeri chinensis (Chinese tree shrew) is the source of this 984-nucleotide messenger RNA. RefSeq names its product olfactory receptor 52D1. Gene Ontology annotation, cellular component: plasma membrane. The record is from RefSeq and is a predicted model, not a curated record. Lineage: Eukaryota; Metazoa; Chordata; Mammalia; Scandentia; Tupaiidae. Bases 1 to 984 code for a protein of 327 amino acids. The transcript has a single exon. Gene Ontology annotation, molecular function: G protein-coupled receptor activity; olfactory receptor activity. Gene Ontology annotation, biological process: G protein-coupled receptor signaling pathway.
AUGAAGAAAAAGCUAAGACAUAAAACACUUGUUAUGGCAGUGUACAAUAAGACUGAUGCUCAUCCAUCAACCUUCAUCCUCAUUGGUAUCCCUGGAUUAGAGGCUGCUCACUUCUGGAUCUCCAUCCCCUUUUGUGUGGUAUACCUUUUGGCCCUACUGGGGAACUGCUGUCUUCUGUUUAUCAUCAAGACAGACUCAAGCCUCCAUGAGCCAAUGUACCUCUUCCUAUGCAUGCUGGCUGUGGCUGACCUAGUGGUGUGUACUACAGCUGUGCCCAAACUUCUCAGCCUUUUCUGGUUCCGUGAUCGAGAGAUUCGCUUUGAAGCCUGCCUCACUCAAGUGUUCCUCAUUCACUCUUGCUCUACCAUGGAGUCUGGUUUCUUCCUGGCCAUGGCUUUUGACCGUUAUGUAGCCAUUUGUCAUCCAUUAAGACAUUCAGCUAUUCUGACACACACUGUCAUUGGAGGACUGGGCCUAGCUAUUGUACUCAGGGGCGUGGCACUUCUCAGUCCUCACCCCUUCCUACUUCGUUGGCUUCCCUACUGCAGAACCAAUAUUAUUUCUCACACCUACUGUGAGUUUAUGGCCCUCAUCAAGAUUGCUUGUGCUGAGACAAGAAUCCGCAGAGCCUACAGCCUCAUUGUUGCCUUCCUUACUGGUGGAGUGGACUUCAUACUGAUCAUCUGUUCUUAUGUCCUUAUUCUCAACACUGUCUUUCAUCUCCCAACCAAAGAUGCUCGACUCAAGGCUUUGGGGACCUGUGGCUCUCAUGUCUGUGUCAUCUUAGUGUCCUAUACUCCGGCCUUCUUUUCAUUUCUCACCCACAGAUAUGGUCAUCAUGUGGCUCCCCAUGUCCACAUUUUCGUGGCCAAUGUUUACCUUCUUGUCCCACCCAUGGUGAACCCCAUUAUCUAUGGGGUAAGAACCAAGAGGAUACGGGACAGAUUUCUUCAAUUGUUUAGUUUUUCAAAGCCUUUGGAUUGA